Messenger RNA from Saimiri boliviensis boliviensis (Bolivian squirrel monkey), 2768 nucleotides. Lineage: Eukaryota; Metazoa; Chordata; Mammalia; Primates; Cebidae. The record is from RefSeq and is a predicted model, not a curated record.
ACGGCGGGGCGUGUGCGCGCGCACCACGCUCACGCACCGGCGCGUCCCUCCCGCAGACUCUAGGCGGUUGGUCAGUGGGGCGUUCUCUGGCGUGUCGCGACCUAGAGGCUCCAGGCUCAUGGCCUCCUUAGGAGCGACCCCAAGCAGGACGCCGCAGGGAUCGGGACCUAGAGAGGCCCCCGCCCGCUUCCCCAGCCCGGCCGCAGUGCCGGCCCCCAGGGAGGCCGAGGAAGAGGGAGGCGAGGAGGAGGAGGAGCCGGCCGAGAUCCAUCUGUGUGUGCUGUGGAAUUCAGGAUACUUGGGCAUUGCCUACUAUGACACUAGUGACUCCACUAUCCACUUCAUGCCAGAUGCCCCAGACCACGAGAGCCUCAAGCUUCUCCAGAGAGUUCUGGACGAGAUCAAUCCCCAAUCUGUUGUUACGAGUGCCAAGCAGGAUGAGACUAUGACUCGGUUUCUGGGAAAGCUUGCCUCCCAGGAGCACAGAGAGCCCAAGAGACCUGAAAUCAUAUUUUUGCCAAGUGUGGAUUUUGGUCUGGAGAUAAGCAAACAACGCCUCCUUUCUGGAAACUAUUCCUUCAUCCCAGACUCCAUGACUGCCACUGAGAAAAUUCUCUUCCUCUCCUCCGUUAUUCCUUUUGACUGCCUCCUCACAGUUCGAGCACUUGGAGGGCUGCUGAAGUUCCUGGGUCGAAGAAGAAUCGGGGUUGAACUGGAAGACUAUAACGUCGGCAUCCCCAUCCUGGGCUUUAAGAAAUUUGUGUUGACUCAUCUGGUGAACAUAGAUCAAGACACUUACAGUGUUCUGCAGAUCUUUAAGAGCGAGUCUCACCCCUCAGUAUACAAAGUGGCCAGUGGACUGAAGGAGGGGCUCAGCCUCUUUGGAAUCCUCAACAGAUGCCGCUGUAAGUGGGGAGAGAAGCUGCUCAGGCUGUGGUUCACACGUCCAACUCAUGACCUGGGGGAACUCAAUUCUCGUCUGGACGUCAUUCAGUUUUUCCUGCUGCCCCAGAAUCUGGACAUGGCUCAGAUGCUGCAUCGACUCCUGGGUCACAUCAAGAACGUUCCUCUGAUUCUGAAACGCAUGAAGUUGUCUCACACCAAGGUCAGCGACUGGCAGGUUCUCUACAAGACUGUGUACAGUGCCCUGGGCCUGAGGGAUGCCUGCCGCUCCCUGCCGAAGUCCAUCCAGCUCUUUCGGGACAUUGCCCACGAGUUCUCUGAUGACCUGCACCAUAUUGCCAGCCUCAUUGGGAAAGUAGUAGACUUUGAGGGCAGUCUUGCUGAAAAUCGCUUCACAGUCCUCCCCAACAUAGAUCCGGAAAUUGAUGAGAAAAAGCGAAGAUUGAUGGGACUUCCCAAUUUCCUCACCGAGGUUGCCCGCAAGGAGCUGGAGAAUCUGGACUCCCGUAUUCCGUCAUGCAGUGUCAUCUAUAUCCCUCUGAUCGGCUUCCUUCUUUGUAUUCCUCGCCUGUCUUCCAUGGUAGAGGCCAGUGACUUUGAGAUUGACGGACUGGACUUCAUGUUUCUCUCAGAGGAGAAGCUUCACUAUCGUAGUGCCCGAACCAAGGAGCUGGAUGCAUUGCUGGGGGACCUGCACUGCGAGAUCCGGGACCAGGAGACACUGCUGAUGUACCAGUUGCAGUGCCAGGUGCUGGCACGAGCAGCUGUCUUAACCCGAGUAUUAGACCUUGCCUCCCGUCUGGAUGUCCUGCUGGCUCUUGCCAGUGCUGCCCGGGACUAUGGCUACUCAAGGCCCCGUUACUCCCAAGUCCCUGGGGUACGAAUCCAGAAUGGCAGACAUCCUCUGAUGGAACUCUGUGCCCGAACCUUUGUGCCCAACUCCACAGAAUGUGGUGGGGACAAAGGAAGGGUCAAAGUCAUCACCGGACCCAACUCAUCAGGGAAGAGCAUAUACCUCAAACAGAUAGGCUUGAUCGUAUUCAUGGCCCUGGUAGGCAGCUUUGUGCCAGCAGAGGAGGCCGAAAUUGGGGCAGUAGAUGCCAUCUUCACGCGAAUUCAUAGCUGUGAAUCCAUCUCCCUUGGCCUCUCCACCUUCAUGAUCGACCUCAACCAGCAGGUGGCGAAAGCAGUGAACAAUGCCACUGCACAGUCGCUGGUCCUCAUUGAUGAAUUUGGAAAGGGAACCAACACGGUGGAUGGGCUUGCACUUCUGGCCGCUGUGCUCCGACACUGGCUGGCACUUGGACGCACAUGCCCCCACAUCUUUGUGGCCACCAACUUUCUGAGCCUUGUUCAGCUACAGCUGCUGCCACAAGGGCCCCUGGUGCAGUAUUUGACCAUGGAGACCUGUGAGGAUGGCAACGACCUUGUCUUCUUCUAUCAGGUUUGCGAAGGUGUGGCGAAGGCAAGCCAUGCCUCCCACACAGCUAUCCAGGCUGGGCUUCCCAACAGACUCGUGGCUCGUGGCAAGGAGGUCUCAGACUUGAUACGAAGUGGAAAACCCAUCAAGCCUGUCAAGGAUUUGCUAAAAAAGAACCAAAUGGAAAAUUGCCAGACAUUAGUGGAUAAGUUUAUGAAACUGGAUUUGGAAGAUCCUAACCUGGACUUGAAUGUUUUCAUGAGCCAGGAAGUGCUGCCUGCUGCCACCAGCAUCCUCUGAGAGUCCUUCCUAUGCCCUCCUCAGCCUCCUGAGACCCCAGUGGGCUGCCAUGCCCUCUUUGUUUUCUUAUCUCCUUCAGACCCAGAAUUUUUAGUUUCUCUAGAAAUUUUGUUUUAUAUUAGGAAUAAAGUUUAUUUUGGAGAAA